AUGCGGUGGGGAGUGUGGGCGCUGGUCUGGCUGCUCUGCCUGGUCGAAUUUUCGGCCGCCGGCUGCUUCCAACGACGGCUCUGUUGCCGCGGCCGCAACAACACGUGCAAAGUCCUUUUUUCUCAUAAAAUUAUCACACUCAAAAGUUUAGUAUUGAUUUCAAAACAUUUUGGAAAAUUUCAGGACAUAGACGAUGGAAUCGAACACGUGCCGACGGUCGCCACCUUUCACAAUGAGCAAAAGCAGACGUCGCAUAGGUUUUUCAGAAUUUUAUGACAAAAAGUGAAUAUUUGAAGAACGGGAGAGCGAGAAUAUCACACGCCGUACUACGAAUCUUCAGGCGACGGCUUCCAAAUGAUCUAUCCAGAUGUGAGAAAAAAAACUUUCCUCAAUAGUCCAUUCAUCGUGACUUGAAACUGUCUGAUAUGUCUGCGUCUCUUGUAUAUCAUUGGCUAGGUCAUAGAAAAGGGGAAAUAGCACGUAAAAAGGAGAGAUUCGACCAGGGAAAGAAAUCAUACUAUUCAAUCGUUCAAGAAAGAAAUAAUUUAAAACUUUUUUGUUUACUUUUCAGGAUCUUGAUGAUCGGAAAAACGAUGGUUAAAAAGCCUUUGACCUAUUAGCUUUUUCGCUUCAUGGCUAAAAUUAGAUAUGACUUCCCGGACCUUGGUAACGCGAACCGGACGUGUUGGGGCAUUUCUAGUGACCACUUAAGUAGCAUUAGCACUCCUAAGUGAACACUAGAAUCGUUCACAAACGUCCGGUUUUCGUUACCAAGAUCAGAGGUGUUCGUUUUCUUUAAUUCGACUUGUUCGCUCCAUGACUAAAAUCAGAUUUUGUGCUCAAACUGGUAAAGUUCGAAUGGAUUAUUUCGUUCCUGUAGCAAAAACUCCAACAAAAACAGCCGUUUUUUUAGAUUUAGAAAAAAAAUUGAUAGUUUAUGUCUACUUUUUCAUUUGAACUUCGGACCGAAACUUUUUAAGAAUGAUUUUUGAAGCAACGUAUCCGUAAUUCUUGACGACUUCAAAACUACGAUGAGCAUAACUUAUUUUUUUUUCCCAUUUUUCAGGUUUUCGAUGAUGAGCAUAACCAAAAGAUUGGAAAACUAGUUUUGCCGGAUAUCGUAGAAAUGGAAGGUUCCGGCGGCGAGGAUCUCUACAAUAGAUAUGGUUUCCCAAACUUUUCUGUCGGAUCGAUCGAAUCCUUGAUAAUUCAGGCCAUGAAGUCGUGACGCUGUCGACGCAGCUGCCGCCGACGACGCCAGCCCGACUUCUGAAGACGUUGAUUUUCGGAGAAAAGACGAAUCCGGACGAGGAGCCGGAGGAAAUCUCGCGGUACCUGUCCUACCAUCCGCGUCCCAAACAUCUCCUCAUCCGGUUUGCCGUUGAAACUAACAUUCUGUCGUUUUUUUUGAGAUUAUUUUUGGAAAAGGUUGGAUGAAAGGGAGACUUGAAAUUUAAAUUUUUUUGGAAAAAAAGUUAUUAAAAGUAUUUACAACAUGGGAUGGCUCGAUGCACAGGCGAAGUUUUUUCGAGAGGGGCUGACUUGAAACGACUUGCGCCCGGUAGCAUCAAAGCAUGCCGGCUGAAUCAUUAACUCGGCUAGAAAACGAAUUAAGACCGCAACGCGACCGCGAGGCUUCGAGCCAUUCCAACAGCGACAAAGAAGUUUCAAGUCAUGGGAAACUGAGCAUCAAGGCGUUUUUGUUUCAGGAGAUUCUUCUCAAAUUUUUCUUGCAGUUAUCGAAAUGUGUUAUGAAAGAAAAUUUCAGAGCAGUUUUUUUAAACUUUAAAAACUUUCGAACAGUUUCUCUUUUUUUCGUUUACAAAUUUUUUUCGAAACAGACUCUAACGUUUCGAUUUUUGGGUAAAAAUUUGGAAAAAUUUGAAAAAAUUGAUGUUCCAAUAUUUUUCUUUUUUAUAUCGCCAAACCUGCGAUUUCGUUCCAUUUGAGAGCUUGAAACAUAACUAAAAAAACAUAGAAGCAAAUCAAACUUUUUUCCCGUUUUCGGGUUUCUGUCAUCUUCGUGUAAUAUAUAAAAUGGUCCAGCUAGGCACGAAAAAUGAAAUUUUGGACUGGUUUUCAAUCAAUUUGAGCCUAAAAUCUCAUUCAUUACAAGAUUUUGAAUUGAUUAUUCAGACAAGGAAAAAAGUGAGUUUCGAAGUGUCCAUGUACUACUAUGGUUUUCUCGAUUUACUUAACAUGUUUUUUUAUUGAAGUUAUACUGUCCGUCCUGUUCAUUCAAAUGAUGUUUUUAAUAACAGUUCUGAGAAAUUAAAAUUUUCAUGUCCUAAUCAAUAUUUGGCUUUUUUCUAGCAUAAGAAGAGAAAAAGAGUAAUUAUUGUACGGAAGAGGGUUCAGGUACUCGAUUUUGUCGCAGCACCUGCCUCUGAGGAUCUCGACGACGCCAGACACGUCGAUGAUGUCGGAGGAGGACGAAUCGGAGCGCCCGACCCUGUACUACUUGGAGGCGGCCAAGGCCGAAUGCUACUGCGACGAGGCCUGCAUCGCCCUCGGCGACUGCUGCUCCGACUACACCUACGUCUGUCCUCGUAAGUUUCUUCUUCAUUCACUUGAAUUUGACUCGCGAGGUCAAAAUUUUUCAAAAAAUUGUUUAUUUAGCUCGAGAUUGUGUUGUUGGCGAUUGGGGAUCCUGGUCAGGAUGCUCGGCCGACCAAGGCUCCUGUGGAAUUGGAACUCAGAAGAGGUAUGGUAACCGUACCAUGAGAAUCAAAAUUAUUUUCUCAGAACCCGUUCCGAGGUGAUACCGCAGGAAAGAGGCGGCCUUUGCGUGUCCACCUCUUGCAGAGAUGCGGACUUGCUUCGUCGAAUGCCGGAAGCCGAAAUCAGCUCUGGAUGGUCUGUUUUGAAUAGGGAAUUGUUAGAUCAGAGUGAUUUUUGAAGAAUACUUUGUUCAUCAGAUAGAGCUAUUUUUCGUGGUUCUGCGUUAAAAGUUGCAGAAGUCUGUCAAGAAAAUAACUAGUUUUACAUUUCGUUCUUCUAAACAUCCAUUUAUUAAAAUAUUCACGAAAAGAAAAAAGUUUUGACCUAGUGUCGAGAACACCUUUUUCAAACGGUCUUCAUUUUUCCUGAUUGUUCGAACUUAUAAUAAGCGAACGCAAUUUUGAUAAUAGUUAUAAAAAAUGUAUUUUUCGAGAGAGUGAAGAUUUUUUGCUUUUUCUGCAGUUGUAAAAAGAGGCGUGGCUUCAACCUAGCUAUAUUAAAAAAUUCGAUUUUAUACAAAAAUCUCGAUUUACCAUCCAAGAUGAGGACAAUAAAAGAUUCUAUUCAAAACUUAGCAAUCAUAAAUCCUUCACAGACCUCUCUGAUGGGUUCUACUGCGAAACAAGUACAAAAAACUGCAAUUAGUCAACCUAUUCUCACUGUGAAUUGGGACCACUCCCUGAUGUUCCAGUUUUGUUCAAAAGCCUUUUCCAGACGUGACAACAGUAGCACUGCUCCUGGACUACAAGUACAACACGACGAGAUCAAAUCGAGGCAGGAAUAAUAUCUACUGGGACCUGCCUGAAGUCGCCGCCAAGUACCGACGAGCAUCAUAGUGAGCUUCAAGACUGAGAAAAUGAAAACAAGAGGAAAAUUUGAAGCUACUGCGUGCACUACAAGAUCUCUUGGGUCAACCGGAACUGCGUCUCGAGACUAAUCGCCAAGGGACUUUUGACCGGCAGUACAAUCUGCGCCGAGUGUCAGCCGGAAGCUCAGCUGCAUCGGAACAACGCCAGGUUGGUCCUGGAGAUGUUCAACUCCAUAAUCGUGGUGAACAGAUGCGCGUCGGACCUCGACGACGGCGACGAGGGAUUCUGGAAGCUGAUCGGCCCGCAGUCGUGCAACGGCAUCUGGACACGGAUAAACAGGACCGACGACUGUCAUUGUGCCGCAAAUUAUCCGGAAACACAUCCUUUCCUGCUAGUUUGA
This is a messenger RNA of Caenorhabditis auriculariae, 3930 nucleotides long. The record is from the annotation of a GenBank genome assembly. Lineage: Eukaryota; Metazoa; Nematoda; Chromadorea; Rhabditida; Rhabditidae.